GCACUACUCCUCUUUUGAAAAAGGAACAUGCUGUAGGGUUGUGAGGAUUCAAAGAGAUAAUCCACAUUCAGCAGUAAAAAAAAAAAACCUGUUGCUGUCGAGUUCAUUCGGACUCAUAGCGACCCUACAGGACAGAGUAGAACUGCCCAGUAGGCUUUCCUAGGAGUGGCUGGUGGAUUCGAACUGCCGACCUUUUGGUUAGCAGCCACAUCCUUAACCACUGUGCUACGCAGUUAAAUCCAUUUUCGGUAGAAUCAUUCUGAACUCACAGCACCCCCAUGUGUGCCAGAGUAGAACUGUGCUACACAGGAUUUUCAGUGGCUGAUCUUUUGGUAGCAGGUCUCCAGGCCUUUCUUCCGAGGCACCUCUGUGUGGACUGGAACCUCUAACCUUUCAAUUAGCAGACAAGCAUGUUAACCAUUUAUACCACCCAGAGACUUGGGGAAAGCUCAAUAAAUGUUGGCUAUUAUUUUAUUACUGAGUGCAUAAUACCCUUUGCUAAACUCAUUUUUCUUCAAAGACCAACUUUUCCUAGGACUACAGCUGAAGGAGAACCCCCUAACCCCCAAAAAGAAAAGUUAAUUGACAGCUAUGUUAUCUGAGUGUUGCCUACACUUGAAGAUGAAUUAAUUCCCCAUCCUAAAAAUAACAGAGUAAAAGAAGUCACUCCAUCCCUGAUGGAGCAGAAGAAAUGUGGGAUGCAGACCUCAAAUUCUGGUAAAAAGACCAGACUUAAUGGUCUGACUGAGACUGGAGGGACCCCAGAGGACAUGGCCCCUGGACUCUCUGUUUGCCCGAAACUAAAACCAUUCUCAAAGCCAACUCUUCACAGAUUAGACUGGAGUAUAAGACAUAAAAUAAUACUGGUGAGGAGCUCAACUAGGCACAUGAGACUGUGGGCAGCUCCUGUCUGGAGGCGAGAUGAGAAGGCAGAGAGGAACAGGAGCUGGUUGAAUGGACACAGGAAAUAGAGUGGUGAAAAGGAGUGUGCUGUCACAUUGUAGGGUGAGCAACUAGUGUCAUAUAACAAAGUGUGUGUAAUUUUUUGUAUGAGAAACUGACUUGAAUUGUAAACUUUGACUUAAAGCACAAUUUAAAAGAAAGUCACUCCUGGGGGUCAAAAGACACAGGUUAACCUAUUGUAGAACCAACAUUUGUCCAUUCCUUAUGCAUUUAUUGGGUUUCUUCUAUGUGCUUGACAUGGUGCUUGGUACUUUAAGUCAUACAAAUUUACAUUGGAUGUUGUCCAUGAUUUCAUUUAAUCCAGAAGUGGAAAGAAUACGCAUCCAGGAGUUAAUUGCCACACAAAAUAGAAUGUGAAAAGUACCAGAAAAGAGAUAGCUCAAAAGCUGAAUGUAGAAGAGGCAUGUUGGAGUCAUUGAGUCAUCUAGGGGGCUCCUCAAGCUUUGGUGUAUGUGUUGGCCAGUUCUGAAAUCUCCUUGAAGAUCAAAGGAGCAGUCUUUGACAAUUAGGGAAUGGACCGUUUGGGUUCCUUUAGCAAUGAUCCCUCUGAUAAGCCACCUUGCCGAGGCUGCUCCUCCUACCUCAUGGAGCCUUAUAUCAAGUGUGCUGAAUGUGGGCCACCUCCUUUUUUUCUCUGCUUGCAGUGUUUUACUCGAGGAUUUGAGUACAAGAAACAUCAAAGUGAUCAUACUUAUGAAAUAAUGACCUCAGAUUUUCCUGUUCUUGAUCCCAGCUGGACUGCUCAAGAAGAAAUGGCCCUUUUAGAAGCUGUCAUGGACUGUGGCUUUGGAAAUUGGCAAGAUGUAGCCAAUCAGAUGUGUACCAAGACCAAGGAGGAGUGUGAAAAGCACUAUAUGAAGCAUUUCAUCAAUAACCCCUUGUUUGCUUCUACCUUGCUGAACCUGAAGCAAGCAGAGGCAAAAACUGCCGACACAGCCAUUCCAUUUCACUCUGCAGAUGACCCUCCCCGACCUACCUUUGACUCCCUGCUUUCUCAGGACAUGGCAGGAUACAUGCCAGCCCGAGCAGACUUCAUCGAGGAGUUUGACAAUUAUGCAGAAUGGGACUUGAGAGACAUCGAUUUUGUUGAAGAUGACUCGGACAUUUUACAUGGAAUACAAAACCUAGCUGUUAAAUUGCUGAACUUAUCCUGUUGCUGGAUUUCAACUACAUUGAGAAAGAUUAAUUGUGGUGAUGCUCUGAAGAUGGCUGUGGUAGAUAUCUAUCAUUCCAGGUUAAAAGAGAGACAAAGGCGGAAAAAAAUUAUAAGAGACCAUGGACUAAUCAACCUUAGAAAGUUUCAGUUAAUGGAACGGCGGUAUCCCAAGGAAGUCCAAGACCUUUAUGAAACCAUGAGGCGAUUUGCAAGAAUUGUGGGGCCAGUGGAACAUGACAAGUUCAUUGAAAGCCAUGCAUUGGAAUUUGAACUCCGAAGGGAAAUCAAGAGGCUCCAGGAAUAUAGGACAGCAGGCAUUACCAAUUUUUGUAGUGCCAGAACCUAUGAUCACCUCAAGAAGACACGAGAGGAAGAACGUCUUAAACGCACCAUGCUCUCAGAAGUUCUCCAGUAUAUCCAAGACAGUAGUGCUUGCCAGCAGUGGCUUCGCCGGCAAGCUGACAUUGAUUCCGGCCUGAGUCCUAUUCCGAUGGCUUCAAAUUCAGGUAGACGAAGUGCACCACCUUUGAACCUCACUGGCCUCCCGGGCACAGAGAAGCUGAAUGAGAAAGAAAAGGAGCUUUGUCAAAUGGUGAGGUUGGUCCCUGGAGCCUAUUUAGAAUACAAAUCCGCUCUGUUGAACGAAUGUAACAAACAAGGAGGCUUGAGACUGGCACAGGCAAGAGCACUGAUCAAGAUAGACGUGAACAAAACCCGGAAAAUCUAUGAUUUCCUCAUCCGAGAAGGAUACAUCACUAAAGCCUGAGGCUCUAAGGACUUGGGAUCAGAAAUCAGAAGUUUGGAAUGUGGUGGGCUGGAGGACAGUAUGGGUAUUCUGGAAAGUUUUGUUUUGUGCUGAAUUCUCAUUGUAAAGAGAGAGGAAGGACAAAGGAAAACUUACGUUGUUUUAAUGUCUACUUUUGUCUCUAUCUUGCUUUAAAACACUCCUGUUGUUGGUAUUGUGCUGCAGAGUUGUGUGCUAGAUGAGUUAUUAUUAAAUGUGAGUGGGCAUUCA
Molecule: messenger RNA, 3134 nt
Organism: Loxodonta africana (African savanna elephant)
Lineage: Eukaryota; Metazoa; Chordata; Mammalia; Proboscidea; Elephantidae
Gene: TADA2A
Product: transcriptional adaptor 2A
Exons: 17
Coding region: 1476-2885 (469 amino acids)
Biological process (GO): chromatin remodeling; regulation of transcription by RNA polymerase II
Cellular component (GO): nucleus; SAGA-type complex
Molecular function (GO): chromatin binding; zinc ion binding; transcription coactivator activity
Source: RefSeq, a predicted model, not a curated record